CUACAGCAGCAACCACCGCACCCCCAGCCGCAGCACCAGCAUCAGCAUCAGCACCAGCACCAACAUCAGCCCCCCUUCCAACAGCACGAUCAGCACCACGAUCAACUUCAACAGCCUCCUCUCGGCCCGCCUCCACCUCCGCCAACUGCACAACCCCAAGGUCCUCAGACACAAGGAGAGACUCCUCAAAAAGCCAAUCGUCUGCGCAAAGCAUGCGACUCUUGCAGUAUUCGCAAGGUCAAGUGUGACGAGUCCGGUCCACCAUGCCGAGCAUGCGCCGCUCUAGACAUUCCGUGCACCUUCGAACGUCCUAGUCGCCGUCGUGGUCCUCCUAACCGUCAUGCAGAAGCAAUCAAGCGUCGCCGUCUCGAGGAGUCUCCGCACAACAUCAGUGGUCAGUCCACACCAUCUUCGCCUACUCAUGCCGCACAAGCUUUGGCCGCUCUGUCUUCACAUCCCUCUCAUCCUCCCAUCUCGGCCGAAUCCAUUUGCGACAUCCAGACGUUAGAUCUCCUCGUCAAUGACUUCUUUACCUACAUCCACCCGCUGUGCCCCUUCCCACACGAGCCCAGCUUCCGCGAGGCCUGGAAGAGAAGAGAAGAUUACAGCAACCGUGCCUUCCUGGCUUUGCUGUCCUCGAUGGUCGCUGCACUUGUGGCCUCGUUCCCGCGAAAGCCCAGACUGCACCUCAAGGCACAACGCAGAGAGCUCGAAUUCCCCAACCAUAUGACCCUUGUGCUUAAGUGCCAGAAGGUGUGCGCCGAAGCUCGUGGACCAGGCUAUCUCGAUAGUGAGAACUUGAGUGUCCACGAUGCUGCGACCAGCUACUUCCUCGGUCUCUCGGCCUGCUAUACGUUUAGAUGGCGCCAAUGUCGCUUGUACUGGAGUGAAUGUCUGACCAUCAUCAGGGCUCUUGGUCUGCACAAGCCUACCGAGCAGAACUUCACGCGCCUGGGAAUGCUGCCAGCAGCUAUGGGGUCAAAUGGUCCAAACGUCGAAGGUAACCGCGACGACGUUCUUGACAACAUUACCCUUGAAAUGGGCAGAAGAAUCUUCUGGACCAUGUUUGUGAGCUCAAAGACCAUUCAUCAGUGCGGCUCUGCCUUUAGCGAACUCGUCGUUCCGCCUGAGACUCCUUCCAUGCCUUAUCCUCCCCUUCCUGUCGAGGUCGAUGACUUCUGUAUCUUCCCCGGACACAUCGAGCCGCAGCCUCCUGGUCUUGUGCCCAUGAUUGCUGGCUUCAAUGCCAAUGUCAGGAUCUUCAUGUCUUACAGUCCCCUCUCAACCAUGGAGCUGGCUUGGGGUGUUGAUGCCCUGGUAGACAUUGAUCGCCAGAAGAAAGUCCUUCACGAUUCACUCGAGCGAUGCAAAUCAGCCAUCAGAGACCUACCACCUGUACUUGUCAUCUGGCCGACCGACAACAACCCCUUUGCGAAUCACAGUGGAAACGAGCUUGGGCUUGAUUUCUCAAACACGUCAUACGCACGCGAUCCAGCAACUCUUAAUCCCAACACAGUAGACGCUACGCCCGAAGACCGAAGAAGACGACAAUACGAGAUCCAAAAGGCUAACAUCCACGGAAGCGGUCUCUGCACAAGAUCCUACAUUGUCGAGAAAUACUUUACUCUGAUCGAGGCGCAGGCCAGAAGCAAGCUCCAGGCAGAGAACGCUGAUUCUGGCUUGUCGAGCGAAGUAGCUGCAGAACUCGAUGGGCUGCUCUCGGACGGAGCGUCUGCUGAUGCAUUGGACCGCGAGAUGUCGGAAGAGCGCGAGAGCAUCGUCAAAGACUUGCUGUCUGUUCUGAGCAGUAUCGACAGAGUAAACAUGGAGCCGAACGCGGACAGCCUUACAACAAAGAUUCGCGUAGUAGCAAGCACUCUGCUCGAAGUGCCCAAGUCUCGCAAAGGUCAGGUGGCACAACAAGCUGAGGAAUACCUCGCGGCGUUCCUCGAUAUUCUGGUCAAACUGGAGCGUGUAAAUCCUGGACAUGACGACCCUCAUAAUCCCAACGACGAGGAGACUGAGUUGCGUCACUGGGCAGACCUUCGUGAGUAUCAACUCAAGUUCGCACAGCAGGGCGGAUUGUCUAGUCUC
Aureobasidium namibiae CBS 147.97 is the source of this 2094-nucleotide messenger RNA. RefSeq lists its product as uncharacterized. Gene Ontology annotation, molecular function: zinc ion binding; DNA binding; DNA-binding transcription factor activity, RNA polymerase II-specific. The annotation marks the transcript as partial. The transcript is spliced from 3 exons. NCBI's taxonomy places the organism in Eukaryota, Fungi, Ascomycota, Dothideomycetes, Dothideales, Saccotheciaceae. The record is from RefSeq and is a predicted model, not a curated record. Gene Ontology annotation, biological process: DNA-templated transcription; regulation of DNA-templated transcription.